AGAAAUUAAAUAUGUGGGACCACCAACAUCACAUGUGCACCUUAAUUGGACUUUUGGAAACCGGAUUUCAAUCUCCAAAAUUUUCUUUCUUCUGGGCCAUUUUCUUUCUGGCCAAACAGGAAAGAAUCUCUAAAAUUUGUUGCUCACUAAAAUAAAAAUAAAGUAAAUAAAUAAACUGGAAAAUAAAUAAACCAGUCAGUCACAGUCGGUUUUCCCAUUGACGAGACAGCUCCCUCUCCCAUCUCCAUCCAUCACCCUUCAUUUCUUGAUUUCUUUUUUUUUUCUUUGAAACCACGACUUGAGUUUUCGAUUUCAUUUAUUUUCCAAUAAAUAAAUUGGGUUUUAAUUAUAUAAACAGAGAGACAAAUUGGAAAUUUCUUUAAAACUUUGACUUUUUUUUUUUUGGUUGGGUUGGUGGUGUUUGAAAAGACAAGAAUGCCGCAGGAUACGACGUCCGAACAAGAACAUGAUGAUUCCGAUGCUGAGUUCGUGGAGAUUGAUCCUACGGGUCGUUACGGUCGGUACAAGGAGGUUUUAGGAAGAGGGGCUUUCAAAAAAGUAUACAGAGCAUUUGAUGAACUGGAAGGCAUAGAAGUGGCAUGGAAUCAGGUUAAGGUCAUAGAUCUAUUGCGUAAUUCUGAAGAUUUGGAGCGUCUUUAUUCAGAAGUUCAUUUGCUUAAAACUUUGAAGCACAAGAAUAUAAUUAAAUUUUACAAUUCGUGGGUUGAUACCAAAAAUGAAAAUAUCAACUUCAUCACUGAAAUUUUCACUUCUGGAACAUUGCGACAGUAUCGAAAGAAGCAUAAGCAUGUUGAUUUGAGGGCAUUGAAGAAAUGGUCUAGGCAGAUCUUGGAAGGUCUUCUGUAUCUUCAUAGUCACGACCCCCCAGUGAUUCACAGGGAUUUGAAAUGUGAUAACAUCUUUGUAAAUGGCAACCAAGGUGAGGUGAAGAUUGGGGAUCUAGGGUUGGCUGCUAUUCUUCGCCAGGCUCAAUCAGCUCAUAGUGUUAUUGGUACACCAGAGUUUAUGGCACCAGAACUCUACGAGGAAGAAUACAACGAGCUUGUAGAUAUUUAUGCUUUCGGCAUGUGUUUGCUGGAGUUAGUGACCUUUGAGUAUCCAUAUGUUGAAUGUGCUAAUGCAGCUCAAAUAUUCAAGAAAGUGACAUCAGGAAUAAAGCCAGCAUCAUUGGCAAAAGUGACUGAUCCUGGAGUCAAGUUAUUUAUUGAAAAAUGCAUUGCUAAGGUCUCUGAACGGUUGUCUGCGAAACAACUUUUAGUGGAUCCAUUCCUUCAACCUGAUGAGGAAAGUUACAGUGUAGGUCACUCUUUACGACCUAAAGCCCAUACUUCAGAUAGCAGUUCUGAUCAGACUAAUUUCAGGGGAAGUACCAAGGAUCUUCAAUAUGAGAUGAGUGUAGAUGUCAAAGUGCAAGGUCAGAGGAAAGACCUUACAACAAUAUUUCUGAAACUAAGGAUAGUAGAUUCCAGAGGUCAUAUUCGCAACAUCCAUUUCCCAUUUGAUAUCGAAGCAGAUACUGCAACUGCUGUUGCUAGUGAAAUGGUUGAGGAGUUGGACUUAACUGAUCAAGAUGUUGCAACAAUUGCUGAAAUGAUUGAAUCUGAAAUCUGGUCCCAUAUUCCUGAUUGGGUUCCAAUAGAAACUCCUUCUGAUAGCUUUGGAGAAAUCGCAAAUUCUGGUAAUCAUAUCAGUGAAAAGAAGGGUGAUGGAUCUCCAGUGGGUCACGACCCAACCUCAUCUCCAGCUAGUCUUUCACUGGAGAGAUUGCCGUCAGGUCGAAGAUACUGGUCUGACUCACCCAAGGCAGCUGGUGGGAACUCUCCAUCCAGGGCUGGUGUUUCAAACUUAGCUUGUCAGGUGGAUUUUGCAAGGUCUGCAGAUAGCUUGGCUGAACAUGAUGAACAAUCUCAUCAUAGCUAUGAAAGUGGAGGUAAAGUAAACAGUGGUACUUCACUUGAACAACUGGAGAAUGAGUUCACACGUCACUAUGGCAGAGAUGAUGAUGGCCAGGGGAAAAAUGGAAGCAGACCUACUGAUGUGCACAUGCAAUUGAGUGCAUCUGGGAAAAAUCUGCAUGAUGGGAAUGAAACACGUUCAUCAGGAGAGAACUGUAAGCUAUUAGAGGACACUGAAUCUGGAGUGAAGGCAAUAACAGAGAGACUCGAGUCUCUUUUGGUAAAGCGCCAAAUGGAGGUAGAUGAGCUAAAGAAGAAGCACAGAUUAGCCAUAUCAGAACUUCUGAAUGAACUUUCUCCAGAAAUCCGUGAAAAGGUUUUGGAUACAUGUAAGACGAAAAUACCAGAAUAUACUAUUCAAAAUGAGACAAACCGCUAAAUUUGCAUCCAACAUACCUAGGAUUCUACAUGGAAUUUGAGUUCACUUCUAGUCUCUCCAACGUUGCAGUUUGAUAAUAGUCCAGCUAUGCUCAUACUUAAAUAUCUAUUUUCACUGAAAAAAUAACCUUAUUAGAAGGGAUGGUGAUACAAAUAGAUACUCCAGUACCUCUUAAAGAGCGUUCAUUUUGUUUGGUGAAGUUGGAGAGUCUGUGUUGGUAGCUGAUAAAUCUGCAGAGUGUCUGAUGUGGCUGUUCGGUGGUGAUACCAGAGAGACAAUGCUUUGUAAUUAUGGCCCAGGGCAUGUGUGCUAAGUAGAUUGAUUCAUGUGAAAGGCAACCCAUGUUGGGCUGACAGGAAAGGAUUUAACAGAAACUUUGGCCUUUCCACGAAUUGCAUUGUGCUACUGAGGUGAGGCAUUGUUCCUGCAAGCCAUAUACUUAUGCAAUAUAAUUUUGCAUAUUUCUGAAGGUAUCUGCACAUCAUUGAUACACGAGUUUUGCCUUCGUUUUUCUUUUCUGAAAUCUGUUUUAGUUUGAUAUUUCUUUCAAAAACUUCCAAGGGAGCAUAUACCUGUACAUAUGAUUCUAUACUAGAAUCUGGCUACUUCAAAUUGCUGUCUGUCAAGGCUAUUGGCUUUCAUUGAUUUUUUUUGUUGGAAAGUUGGCUCGUCUAAUCCAAAAGUUCUUUGUAAAUGUGGCUUUAUAGAAACUUAUGGCCGUUUUGAAUGAUAUUGAUCUAGUAUUUAUAUAUGCAUCAGAAUUACUAUUUUGUGAUAUGAGAGGACCUAAUCUAUGGGGAUAAUGAUUG
Messenger RNA from Durio zibethinus, 3164 nucleotides. NCBI's taxonomy places the organism in Eukaryota, Viridiplantae, Streptophyta, Magnoliopsida, Malvales, Malvaceae. The record is from RefSeq and is a predicted model, not a curated record.